CCCAAAAUACAGAGGCGAAGCGGCGGGGAAGGAGCUGCGCCUGCCGGACUCUGGGGAGGCUCACCUCUCAGUGGGACAGGAUGUGCUCCAUGGCGCUGGCCGGCUCCGCUUCUCCUUCCUGCAGCAGCGAACGUCUGGAGGCAGCAGGAGCGUCCGGCAGAUAGAGGUUCAGUUUGAAGAGAAGCAGCAGGUCCCAUGGAGGAGGGCGCGGUGAGCCGGGCGCUGGCCGGGUUCAGGGCCACGCUGGACGCCGCCGUCAGGGAGGUCCACGUGGACGUCAGUGCCUUCAAGCAGCAGGUGGAGCACCGCAUGGACGAGCUGCGGGCGUCCAGCCGGCCGCUGAGCGACGCCGUGGCCCGGCUGCAGGAGGAGAACCUGCAGCUGCGGACCCGGCUGGACGCCCUGAGCCGCGCCGUGGGGGAGCUGGCCGGGGCCCAAGGCCCAGAGAACGGCCACGACGAGGCUGGGCCGCCGGACUGGGCCGCACCAGAGCCCAGCUGGGGCGGGUCUGGACACGCUGAGGCGCCGGGACUGGGCAGCGACAACCCGGGUCCGGCUCCCUGGAGACUGAAGAGACACGCAGACACAAACGGCAUGAAUGCUAAAGGAGGCAGGAGUAACUGUGAAGAAGCCGCGGCUGACCAGGACAAAGAGACUGAAGCAGGAGUUGCGUCUGAAAGCUGCGAUGAAGCCACGCCCCUUUCUCACCUGGCCUCGGAAACCCCCAGCUCACCUGGUCAGUUCGUGUUUCUUCAUCCUCCUGCUGCAGACCAGGAAGAGUCGGGUCCGUUGACCAAACCGCAUCUUCCUCUCAGUGCAACGACAAAACCCAACUCGGAUGCUCCAGUGAGCAUGCCGUCUCCCACUGCUGUGGCCAAAACCAGCAAGGAAUCCCAGUCUAAACCAGUGGAGUCGGCUGUAAUCAGCGACUCUCAUGAGCCGCAGCCCCACCUGCCUGUCACAGCCAUGACCACCAAACCCGGCCUGGAGGGAUUCCUCGGUGCCAAACCCGUUUACUCUCCGGCUUCAGGGCGGAAAGCCGCAGCGGAUCAUUUAUUUAUCGGAGGCGCGAAGGAUCCGAUCGCCCAGAAUCCCCGGGAUCAGUCCGACCCUGAGGCUUCGUCCCAUCUUCCCAUCGCUGCUGCCACCAGAAUCCCGUCAGACGUUUCCGCAGCGCCUAAAUCCUGUCAGACCGCCGCGUCUCGCCUCAAUCCUACAGCGCAGGAAACGCCAGCGGCGCCGCAGCAAGCGGAUCCUCCAGUCAGACACGACGUUAACGAACCCAAACACCACCUGCCGCUUUCCGCCAUGACCAAGCCAAACACAGAGUCGGCCAUUUCUGCUCCGUCUCAGUCUCUGUCAGCAUCACUGGACCACACAGUGAAACCAGGGGAAUAUCCCUUUAAACGAGUGCCGGUCCUGAAGACGCCCAGUCCCAGUUUAAAACGGAGCGUGAGUUUUCCUCAGCCUGCAGAAAAACUACUUCCCUCCAAAUCCUUCAUGAAGUCCGGACUCUCACCCAAACUGGACCUCAGGUCGAACAAGUCUGGAGGUAUCGAGUUUAAACCGGAGGUGAUGAAAUCCCAAACCCUUCCGCGCUCCAAUGGCGCCCAAGCCAAACGGGCCCUGUUUGAGCGGAUGAACUCUGACCCCAUAAAGCCGAAGGACUCCAAGCCCAAACUGAAGCGCUCCCAGAGCUUCGGCGUGUCGAGCGCCAGCGGGAUAAAGCAGAUCCUUCUGGAGUGGUGUCGCUCCAAAACCAUCGGCUACAAGAACAUAGACAUCCAGAACUUCUCCUCCAGCUGGAGCGACGGCAUGGCUUUCUGCGCCCUGGUCCACUCUUUCUUCCCAUUGGAGUUUGACUACAACGCUCUGAAUCCGGCGAACCGCAGACAGAACCUGCAGACGGCCUUCACUAUAGCGGAGCAGCAGGCGGACUGUCUGCGGCUGAUUGAGGUGGACGACAUGCUGGACAUGGGGGACAAGCCGGACCCCAUGUGUGUGUUCACCUACGUUCAGUCGCUCUACAACCACCUGAAGAAGUUUGAGUAGCUCUGGCUAGUUUCACGCAGAGUGAGUGUGUUCACCAGCUAACUGAGUGUGUGUCAGGGUGAGUGUGUGUGUGUGUAGCGGGUCCUGCGAUCUGAAGAUGAAUACCGGAUGGGAGAGAGGACGUCGCCAUCUGCUGGUGGAGCAAAGGAACGUUGCCCACCUGUUGUAGUUGAAAUUAGUUGGUUAACUUGGUUAACCAACUAACCAAGGCUUGUUGGCUAACCUGGCUUGUUGGUUAACAACACGCCAGUAAACACAUUUCUGUAAAUGACUUUUUACAUGAGCUCCUGCUCAGUAAGUACACAUCACAUUAUUGCCAAGCUUGUUCAUUUCAGAAAAGGUUCUUUUUAACAUUUACAAUCCAUAAACUGGAGCUUAUGUGCUGGAGUCGAAGCCUCACUACAGAAAGUUUUCAUCUUUUUGGUGGAGUUGUAUUCCAAACGAACUCUGGUUUGAAGUGCUUCACUGAGGCGAGGAAAGUCAAGGUGGUUGCCAUGGUUACCGCCUUGUCUGGAAUAAGGUUGAGAAUGAGAAAAGAGGAGUUUUUCUGUUUCCCAAUGUAUAAACGUAGUUUCCUUCCUUCCUUUUUCCUUCUUCCUUCAUUCUAGCUUUCCAUCUAUUCUUCUUUUUCUUCCUGUCAUCUUUCCUUCAUUUCUUUCUUCUACCCUUCCUUUGGUUUCCUCCUCGUGCCCUACAUAUCUUCCUUCUUUGUGCUCCUUUCUUCCUUCCUCCUUCCUUCUUUCCUUCUUUGCAUACUUCUUUCCACCAUUUCUUCCUUCUGUUUCCUUCCUUUCCUCCGUCUAUCCUUCCCUGUGUCAUCUUUCUUUCUUUCUUUGUGUACUUCACACACUUCCUUCCUUUCUUUUCUUCUUGUCUCUUUUUAUUCUGUUUCCUUUCCCUCCUGUCGUUGUGUCCUCUCCUCCUUCUAUCUCUCCUACCUUGUGUCCUUCCUUCCUGUUCCCUGCUGUAGAAAUAUCUGCCAUAGAUUAACACUGAAGUUUCUUUAUUUUAUAUUUUAGAAAGAAAGUUAAGGACGGGGAACUCUGGAAAAGUCUGGAACUUUUACAUGGAAAUGUGUAGCUGCCUGGGUUUUAAUCUAAUUAAAGUCUGUGUACUAUGAAAAGAAAUAAAAUAAACAGAAAACACAUAAAAUCA
Molecule: messenger RNA, 3207 nt
Organism: Xiphophorus hellerii (green swordtail)
Lineage: Eukaryota; Metazoa; Chordata; Actinopteri; Cyprinodontiformes; Poeciliidae
Product: smoothelin-like protein 2
Exons: 13
Coding region: 196-2052 (618 amino acids)
Molecular function (GO): protein binding
Source: RefSeq, a predicted model, not a curated record